This is a messenger RNA of Exophiala oligosperma, 1167 nucleotides long. Its product is annotated as chlorophyll synthesis pathway protein BchC. Gene Ontology annotation, biological process: D-sorbitol catabolic process. The record is from RefSeq and is a predicted model, not a curated record. The coding region runs from base 58 to 1167 and encodes 369 amino acids. The transcript has 3 exons. NCBI's taxonomy places the organism in Eukaryota, Fungi, Ascomycota, Eurotiomycetes, Chaetothyriales, Herpotrichiellaceae. Gene Ontology annotation, molecular function: zinc ion binding; L-iditol 2-dehydrogenase (NAD+) activity.
UCUCACUCGACGAGACCUCCUGAUUGAGUGGCAUCGAGAGAGUUUAACAUCGACACAAUGACAUCGUCAAGUAAUCCCUCGGUCUUUCUGUACGGACCAGGCGAAGCUCGCAUUGAAGACACUCCUGAACCCACCAUCACCGAACCGACAGAUGCGAUUGUGAGGAUCAAGUAUGUAGGCGUCUGUGGAAGUGAUGUCCAUUUCUGGAACCACGGAGGCAUCAACGGUAAAUAUGUCUCCGAGACGCUCCCACUGGUCAUGGGCCACGAAGCGUCCGGCACCAUCCACGCCGUCGGGCAGGCAGUCACACACGUCAAGCCGGGGGACAACGUGGCCAUCGAGCCGGGCCGGCCAUGCCGCGCGUGCCCCCGAUGCAAAGAGGGUGUCUACAACCUGUGCCCGUCGAUGAAGUUCGCCGCCUGUCCGCCCGACACCCCCGGCUGCCUGACCAAGUACUACAAGAUCCCGGCCGACUUUUGCUACAGGCUCCCCGCGACCGUGGGCCUGCAGGAAGGGGUACUCGCGGAACCUCUCGCCGUGGCCGCCCACGCGGUGCGCAUGGUCGACGUCAAGCCGGGCCAGAGCGUGGUGGUCUUCGGGUCCGGGACCAUCGGGUUGGUCUGUGGCGCCGUGGCGAGGACGUUCGGGGCGAAAAAGCUCGUCCUCGUCGACAUCCUCGACCACAAACUCGAGUUUGCACGACGCUUCUUCGACGAGUCGGUCACGACGUUCAAGCCGGACACGAACGCAUCAGCGGAACAAAAUGCGGCCCGCAUCGUCGAAGAAAACGAUUUGGGACUGGGCGCCGACGCCGUCAUCGAAGCAUCGGGCGCGGAGAGUUCCAUCAACACCGCCAUCCACGUCCUUCGCCCGGGAGGAUCCUUCGUGCAGACGGGUCUCGGUAAGCCCGUCAUCAACUUCCCCAUCGUGACCAUGAGCGAAAAGGAGUUGCACAUGCACGGCGCCUUCAGGUACAACACUGGAGACUUCCGCGUGGCCACGGACGUGCUUGAGAGCGGUGCAUUCCCGCUCAAGAGCCUCAUCACGAAAAUUUUCGACUUUGAACAAACGACCGACGCGUGGGAAGAAACCAAACACGGACGGGGUAUCAAGAAUAUGAUUCGAGGCUACGGACUCAAGGAUCCUACCAGAACUGCACACUUGUAG